ACGAACAAAAACGAUGAACGGAGCAUUUUACGUUGUUGUUUGCUUCUAAGCAAACUUAUCGAGUCGGUGGAUAGCAUUUAUUGACGAGUAAGGUUUUGAAGGUUCUGUUUUAGUGUUCUAUUUGUUUCCUAUUUUGGUUGCUUAUGUGGGAUUUUGAGUUGGUUGAGAGAUGUUAGAAAUGGCUAUGAAUUUAAUUAUAAAUAACCAACUUAAAUCAUAAGUGUAAUAUAUUAAAUCAUAAGCCCUCUUCUACAUAUCUAAAUACACAAAGAAAACCAACAUAAAAACAAAUGAAAAUGGUGCAUGUUUUUUCAGCCUCCAAUGUUUUUAAGUUUGUGUUUAUAAUCUUGGCGUCAAUUGAACAACAUGCGAUCGUAAAAUCCAACCCGUUAUGCCCUUCGGAGUAUCCAAAGUUUGGAGUACCAAUUUACAAAGGAGAUAUAGACAUGUUGCAGUUUGCGGAGAAUCUAGAGCAUUUGGAAGCAGAUUUCUUCCUAUGGAGUUCACUCGGUUAUGGACUCGACAAAAUUGCACCCGAGUUGGUCAUGGGGGGCCCACCCCCUAUCGGUGCUCAGAAAGCAAAUCUCGAUUUCCUCACAGAAAAAAUCAUUCGAGAAUUCGCCUUUCAAGAAGUUGGCCACCUUAGGUUCAUUCUUGAAGCCACUAUUUUUNNNAAUAUAUUCAAUGAAGCAUUUGGUUACGAAUUAGUACCGCCUUUCAACCCAUACCGUAACAGCUUAAGCUACAUGUUGGCUUCUUAUGUCGUUCCGUAUGUAGGAUUACUUGGCUAUGUGGGCACUAAUCCUAAAUUGAUUGGCUAUGUUUCCAAACGGCUAUUGGUAGGAUUAAUGGGAGUGGAAGCAGGGCAAGAUGCAGUUAUAAGAGAGUACCUAUAUGAACGGGCGGCAAAGGUGGUGCACCCGUACAAUCACACGGUGGCGGAGUUCACAAUUCGAAUAUCGGAAUUGAGAAACCGUUUGGCGAGAUGUGGAAUAAAGGAUGAAGGAAUUAUAGUACCUCCAUUUCUCGGGGCAGAGAAUCGGACCGAACGCAACGUAUUGUCAGCGGACUAUAACUCACUCUCGUACAGCAGAACUCCGCCGGAGAUACUAAGGAUUGUUUAUGGCACCGGCAGCGAGUGUGUCCCCGGGGGAUUCUUUCCGAAGGGAGGAAAUGGAAGAAUAGCUCGACGGUUUCUAGAUAAGCCGUGAAAUUAAAAUAUUAUUAUUAUGGGUGUGCUA
Molecule: messenger RNA, 1241 nt
Organism: Erythranthe guttata (spotted monkey flower)
Lineage: Eukaryota; Viridiplantae; Streptophyta; Magnoliopsida; Lamiales; Phrymaceae
Source: RefSeq, a predicted model, not a curated record